AUGUCCCGUCGAUCCCAGUGGGAGAGCAUGCGCCAAGAGGCGCGGAAUAGAGUACAAAACAUGGAUGCCACGCCCAUCUUGGAGAAUACCCCCGGCUCUAGUAACUUGCCUAAUACACCGGGCGGAUCCGGUGAGCGAACUCGUGUGAAAUCCCGCCAUUCAGGACACCUGGAAGGGAGGGGUGCAAGCCUGCAUCAGCACGAAGGCAGUGGCCAGGAAAAGGACGGAGAUGCGGUGCGCACAAAAGCAGGGGCGGAGGAGGGAGUGGAAGGCGCCGACCAUGAGAACGCCGUUUGUAGACUUUACAACGCAGAGAACGCUGCGGUCUCAUUGGUGCCAAUACUGGACCUCCACGCGACUCGUCCAUUAGGAAAUAGUGUUUCAGCGGAUACGGCAGCUGCGAAUAGUUUGGUUGUGAGUAAUCCCCCAUCGUGGAACGCGCUGGAUGAGGGACAUGGGGUGCCGAAAGCCGGCAGUGCUGCCUUUUUUGAAGAAACCGUCCGGGAGUUGAGUACGGCGGGCAGUGAGAAUGGCGUGGCGACUCUCCAGUUAGAACUGGCACGGGAGAAGAGGAAAAACAUCGUUGUCGAACAGCGCCUUGUGUCGUUGGAAGAGGAGGUCAAGGUACUUCGGGCGGAGAACAUGCGACUGGCGUCAAUUACAGCAGGGGAUGCAGCUGCCACAAGGAGGGAUUCUGCAGCGGGAAUUCCGAGGGGGGAAGAAUUGCUGCGGUACGAUGUUCCGAGAGGUGGCCCGAUGCACAUGGAGCAGUUGGUGACGGAACUGAAGGAGGAGCUGGAUUUACUGAAGGAAUACACACGAGAAUUGGAGGAGCGUCUGGCGGAAAGAUCCAAUGCAUUGGAGCGAUGCAGCCGUGAAGUGGAACAAAAAGAAAGUCGCAUUCGUCAGUUAGAGCGCAUUAUGGCGGACGAAAUGAUUCGACGCUCCAAAUUGGAGUCCGCGGAGGAGAGUACGGGUGGCACCAUCCACGCACCGACCACCACCACCAAUACCAUUGCUCCUGCUGCCGACAAGCAUCAUUUCUACACUAGUAAAAGCAACACCGAGAAGGGAAAUAAUGAAGGCGGCAGUGGUAAAAAUCACGAGCCUAACAGUCGGAUGCGUGAAAAACCGAUUAGCAAGGUCGAGGCGCCCUCUGUGGUAUAUCGUGUCACAUCCCUCACACGGGCACGCUCAGAAACGGAGCACCCUCCCGGGGGUGCCGGCUCGGAGCCCCUGGCGCAAAAAAAUCGUGCAUCGGUUCCUCAGGAAACAACGCCUUCCAGUCUCUCUCUGAAGCAAGAAAAGUCGUCGAAGUCGGAUUUGUCUCUUUCGCCGCACAAUCCGCGGAAAAGUGGACCUUCCACGACGAAAAACAGUAACGCUCUCGAACAAAUCCAUAGCCAUGCCUUCCUUCAGAACGAAGAACAACAAAAUCACCAUCAUUACCAUCGUUUGGGUGUCUCCUCAGUGAAUGCAACACCACGACGUGCCUCGUUAAUCACUCGCAAGACGGGGGCGUCGGUCGCAAUACCCUCCGUGAAGACAAGUAGUCGGAGAGGAGGUAAGGAAAUGUCAGCGCCAUCAUCCGCGCGUCAGGGUAGUGCCACACGAAGGAAAUCGGUAUCCAAAAAUGUCAACCGUGAUCGACAGUCCACACCGAAGCGGAAUAAUACAAGUUCCAUUUCAAAUGCUCAGUAUGCGGAUGAGUCAACGCAGAGGGAUAGUAAUCCGGCAUUAUUGCUAGCAUCGCGGCGUAGUGUGAGUCGACCACCACCGCUUGAGAAUUCCACCAUUUCGACGUCGGUUAUGAACUUAAAUACAACAACUCUGCAGCACAUGGAUACACGAUCCGUUGCGUCAACAGUUCGUUCUCGACCACGCAUCAUCCAUGAAGACAGCGUCAACGUAGUGAUUCAGGCAAGCACCACAACAGUUGUUACACGCAGUGCGAAAAAACGGGAGUCUUUGAUCCCGCAGCCGCAGCCGCGCGCUGAUGCAGUUGAGCCUGUUCCAUCGGAUCAUCCUUUUGUCUCCGAGAAGUUUUCCACAACUACGUACCGACCAAACCGGCUACUUCGGUAUCACAAGGACGACUCGAACACGCGUUCUUUGACUCCUCCACCGCUGUAA
Trypanosoma cruzi is the source of this 2133-nucleotide messenger RNA. RefSeq lists its product as uncharacterized. The record is from RefSeq and is a predicted model, not a curated record. The transcript has a single exon. NCBI's taxonomy places the organism in Eukaryota, Euglenozoa, Kinetoplastea, Trypanosomatida, Trypanosomatidae. The coding region runs from base 1 to 2133 and encodes 710 amino acids.